GACGGGGGCGACGUUGCCGGAGUUCUAGUUUCAGCCCGGGGGUUUCAGUUUCAGGCGGCCGGAGAACCACAGCGCCAUCUAGACUUAUAAAACUUCCGACCCGUCUUUCUCUUUGCUCCACUUCUGGUCAAAUCUUACUAGAAGGCAAGUUAGCAGUACUACAUACACAAUGGCUGAUCUUAGUGCCAGAGACGUCGAAAGGGCCAACUUCGUCUUUUCCAUCUACGACUUCGAAGGAAAUGGCACAGUCGACGCUGUUAACCUUGGGGACAUGCUCCGCGCCCUUAACCUCAACCCCACACUCGCCACAAUCGAGAAACUGGGUGGUACCAAAAAGAAGAACGAAAAGAAACUUAAAGUAGAUGAAUUCCUUCCUAUCUUCAGCCAAGUGAAAAAAGACAAAGAACAGGGUAACUUCGACGACUUCUUGGAAUGUUUGAAAUUGUACGACAAAGAAGAGAAUGGUAAAAUGAUGGCUGCUGAACUUGCUCACACACUUCUCUCCCUUGGCGAAAGGCUGUCAGAUCCUGAAACUGAAGAAGUCCUUGCUGACUGUAUGGACAAAGAGGAUGACGAUGGUUUCAUCCCUUACGAACCAUUCCUCAAAAAAUUGAUGGCGUAAGAAGUUAUAUUUAGUUUUUUAUUUUUAAUUACCUGAACAUAUGCUGUUAAGGACAAUUAACGGCUUUUCCAACAAACAACAUUCGAACACCAGAAGUCAACAUUGAAGAACAUCAACAUUUAAUGUUUGGGCACUACCGACAACAACCGGAACACAGUGUAUUUAUUUUAUUUUACCGUUAAUUCUGUAAAAAAUUAAAAUCUUUCGUUUAUUAUUGUAUAUUAUUGUCAUAAAUAAAUAAAAUGUAAAACACCACAAGCUAAACUUAUUGACAGAUUAUCAGAAAAUAUA
Messenger RNA from Anoplophora glabripennis (Asian longhorned beetle), 913 nucleotides. RefSeq names its product myosin light chain alkali (gene Mlc1). The transcript is spliced from 7 exons. Gene Ontology annotation, molecular function: calcium ion binding. The coding region runs from base 170 to 622 and encodes 150 amino acids. The record is from RefSeq and is a predicted model, not a curated record. NCBI's taxonomy places the organism in Eukaryota, Metazoa, Arthropoda, Insecta, Coleoptera, Cerambycidae. Gene Ontology annotation, cellular component: muscle myosin complex.